Ectocarpus sp. CCAP 1310/34 is the source of this 681-nucleotide messenger RNA. The record is from the annotation of a GenBank genome assembly. NCBI's taxonomy places the organism in Eukaryota, Phaeophyceae, Ectocarpales, Ectocarpaceae.
GCCAGGCAUUUGUCCCUCUUCAUGGGAGAGUUACAGCAGUACAUGUACUACAUACUAAUAGGCAGACAUCCGCUACAAGCUGGUUUGACUAAGAAGCUAACUUUCGGUUCUUCAUUCACGCCCCUGCUGCUUCUACGAGUUUAGACUCUAAAUUUGGGGGGCUGCUCUCAUAUGUAACACCAUAGGGGAAGCGCGGGUGCCGGAAUUGUUCGGAUCUGAGUUGAUUUAGGUCUAAUUAUCAAUUGGCGGCAUAAUAUGGGGUUGCUUGCUGAACUGAAAUCAGCAUAAAACAAGUCUCUCAGAUCGAGCUGAACAUUGCUGUGCAUGUACCUGGGAACAUCGCGAGAGGAUAGAUGGAAGUUUCAAGGCUCAAGGCAUCUUCCACCAGAAGCUAUGGCGUACUGGAGCAUCCCGGGGACAAUGAUGUAGGACCCUUUUCCGCCCCACCUUGCACCCCACUUUCAUCACGCUCGCAUACGACAACCGGGGUGGAGCCCGCUGUCGUACUCGCAGGGCAGGGCCACACCAUCACAAGGGAGGUUACUUGCCAGGACAGCGCGGGAUUUAUUCACGAGGUGCCGAUAUGAAUGGAUGCGGAGCGCCGUUUUCGGCGAGGACACCCCAUCACCUGUCAGGGUUAUUACGAGGCUGUUUACGGCGGGCGGCGAGGAGAAAGAGGAC